GAGUUUGUUUGACGCGUUUGACAGCGCAAAAGUGCGGAGCUGUCGCUAGAAGUACACAAAAACGUAUCAUAAAUUAAUUGCAACGCUAAUUGUAGUCAUUUAUCACAAUGAUUCGUAAGAUUAGACAACGUCUGGUAAUCUAGGUAUUUCAGAGUAUUGGACAGAGCGCCUGCUAAAAGACCGUGACAAUAGUAUUGUGAUUCUUUAGUGAUUUUGCGGUGAAAAUAUUCCCUUUCCCUGACGUCCUGCAGCAUGGCCCGUUUAUGGGAUGCUGGACGGAUCAUUCGGAUUUCCCACAAAAUAUUCCUGACUCCCCUCACCAAGGACACUCCAAACAAGAGAUAUUUCCGGAAAUUCUCCACAGCUUUACUCACAUUCCCCCAAAUCUCCCCCAAUGUCCGGAGCCUGAGCACCGGGAAGGGCUUCAGGGUGAAGUCUGAAGAGAGUCCUGAUCAAAAAUCCACCCUGGAGAUCAACACCAAGGGCGGGAAGCUCGUGGUGACGACAUCUCUGGACGAAGAAGCUCUCAAGAGUGUGACCAUUGAGAAGGCCAAAGAGGAUGGGAAUGCAACACAGGGACCAGCAAAUGCCUCAGAGGAUCCCACAUGGCCUCUCAAGAAACGAAUCCGGGUCGAUUUCAAUCGGUCUUCGCUGGAGCGGAACUUCAUUACGCCCAGUCGAGCCAUGUCGGACUUUCUGCUAAAGCCCACGGAUCUGGAAUCAUUGGUAAAGACACGGCGGAGAUCUCCGCAUGCAGCAGAGCCGCCCAUAACAGUUUACUGGCGCAAGGACGUCGAAGCCAAAGCCAUCGAAGUCUGGGGAUCCCGGGAGAAUCUCCUCCGGGAAUGCCUGAAGCGAGAGAUUGAGAAGAAGACCCAUCAGCAGAAUGUCUUUACGGUCAAACGACGGCUCCGGGACUACCGCAGGGAGAUUGGCAGCCGGACGAGCGUGAUAGAAAGUGAAACGGGCCUGUUUGGCACCUCCGGGAAGGUUGUCUUGACAGCCGUUGGAAUAAAUGCCACAAACUUCCUCUUCAAACUCUUUGCCUGGGUUUACACGGGCUCCAACAGUAUGUUUGCCGAGUGUAUUCACUCUCUGGCAGACACGAUCAAUCAGUUGAUCCUGGCCUAUGGAAUCCACAAAUCCAACCAAAUUGCCGACUCUGACCAUCCUUACGGCUAUGCCAACAUGAAGUAUGUUUCCUCGCUGAUCUCUGGCGUUGGAAUUUUCUGUGUUGGGGCUGGAUUGUCCUUCUAUCACGGGAUCAUGGGCCUGGUGCAUCCGGAAGCGAUGCAUGAUUUCUCCAUGGCAUUCCUGAUUCUGGCUGGGUCUCUGGUGUCCGAGGGAGCGACUCUUAUGGUGGCUUUCAAUGCCAUCCGGAACUCGGCCAAGGCUUCCCAGAUGAGCUUCCGGGAAUAUGUGGUCAGAGGGCAUGAUCCCUGCGUGAAUGUCGUGCUGACGGAGGACACAGCCGCUGUUGCGGGAGUAAUUGUGGCAGGGAGUUGCAUGGGACUGUCGGCCCUGCUUCAGUCUCCGAUUCCUGAUGCCGUGGGAUCUCUGCUCGUGGGAGGGAUUCUCGGUGGAGUGGCUCUGUUUAUCAUUCAUACGAAUGUCAAUGCACUCGUGGGGAGAUCCAUCCGUCAGAAUAAUCUCAAUCAAAUCAACACGGAACUGGAGAGUGAUGUGAUGAUCAGGGCAAUUCACGAUGUCAAGGGGAUUGACAUGGGGAAUUCUCUGGUGAGGUAUAAAGCUGAAGUGGAUUUCGAUGGACGGGAACUCACGAGAUCCUACCUCGAUAAGCUCGAUCUCAAUUCAAUGCUCGAAGAAGUGAAGUCUUUCACGACAAUUGACGAAGUGGAGUCCUUCAUGCUGAAGCAUGGGGAGAAUAUUGUGGACCUCAUGGGCGGAGAAAUAGACAGGAUUGAACUGAAACUGAGGAAAAAAUUCCCAGAAAUACGACACUGUGACUUAGAGAUUCUCUAGAGUAGGAGGGGGAAGAAAUCAAAACCAUCGUAGUUCAGCUAAUUUAUUUUCUAAUUGUUAAUUUUUUCGUCUCAACUCUAAUCCACAAUGCAAUCUGCUGCCUGUUCAAUUUAAUGUGGUUCUAGUGCAAAAAAAAAGUGUCUCUUACAUUGGAGAUUUUUCUCUCGAUGGAGGAAAAACCAUCCAGUCCAACACUGAGAGCAGAAAAUAGCUGUUGUUCAUUGUUGAAGUUAAUAAAGUGCGAAGAAAAAAAAAGGUAAA
Molecule: messenger RNA, 2244 nt
Organism: Phlebotomus papatasi
Lineage: Eukaryota; Metazoa; Arthropoda; Insecta; Diptera; Psychodidae
Gene: ZnT49B
Product: proton-coupled zinc antiporter SLC30A9, mitochondrial
Exons: 7
Coding region: 253-1983 (576 amino acids)
Biological process (GO): transmembrane transport; zinc ion transport
Cellular component (GO): membrane
Molecular function (GO): monoatomic cation transmembrane transporter activity
Source: RefSeq, a predicted model, not a curated record